This is a messenger RNA of Symbiodinium sp. CCMP2592, 189 nucleotides long. Lineage: Eukaryota; Dinophyceae; Suessiales; Symbiodiniaceae. The record is from the annotation of a GenBank genome assembly.
AUGCCGCGGCAAAUAGUGCCGCCGGCAGCGCGCCGGCCUUUAGGCGGCUUACUCUUGGCGCUGUUGGCGGCUGUGGCCGCGUACACGUACAUCGUGAAGUACAGAGAGACCGCGAGCGGCAGCACAGUUUGUCAUCCGAACCUCGCACGCCUGCGUGCCAACGACGGCCGCGAGGCGGAUGCUGAAUGA